This is a messenger RNA of Drosophila teissieri, 695 nucleotides long. RefSeq lists its product as uncharacterized. NCBI's taxonomy places the organism in Eukaryota, Metazoa, Arthropoda, Insecta, Diptera, Drosophilidae. Bases 156 to 617 code for a protein of 153 amino acids. The transcript is spliced from 2 exons. The record is from RefSeq and is a predicted model, not a curated record.
GCCUUACAAUGUGUAAAACCUGGAAUAAUGUUCCAGUUACCCUUGACUUUACAUUUCCCAGUUUAUACAUUCAAUUGCAACUUAAGACAAGUGACCUCCGGGAGCUACUCAACAAAGGUGAACUUGGCGCAACUAGGCUAGAAACUAAGUAGAAAAUGGGAAAGAAGAGCACUCCGCCGUCGCGUAAGCCCGUAAAGCGUCUCAACGGAAGAGUUAGAGGAGCUGUGACCCCCAAAGGAUCUGGCACCAGGCGGGAAGUACGAUCUACUGCUCCAAUGCGUCGAACUCGCAGCUACUCGGCAUUUAAGAAUUUUAUUAACAAAUUCAGCAGAGACAAUCCCGGAAAGUUGCGAGUGGAGGGCGUCUCCAUAUGGCGCAAAAUGAGCCCCCAAGAAAAGCAGCCCUUUCAACGGAGCAGCACGGGUCGAUUGCAUGAGAAUCCUUCCACAAAUACGCAGGUUCGGGAGGAGGAACUUCUGUCAUUACCACCGAUUACCAAUGAAGAUAUAGUUCCAGGGCCAUCAGUUGAGAACAACCAAUCGAGAACGGUCAAUAGGCCCACCAUUUUUGGUUACUUCUUAAACGCGAUUUAUAGGGCCAUGCACUUAUUUUACUAAUUACUGAUUGCUUCCCAAAUUGCAUAUGUAAAAAGUUGAAUAAUCACAAAAAAUGUAUUUAUUUAAAAUGGAAAAAAU